Molecule: messenger RNA, 168 nt
Organism: Protomyces lactucae-debilis
Lineage: Eukaryota; Fungi; Ascomycota; Taphrinomycetes; Taphrinales; Protomycetaceae
Product: cytochrome c oxidase family protein-like protein
Exons: 1
Biological process (GO): mitochondrial electron transport, cytochrome c to oxygen
Source: RefSeq, a predicted model, not a curated record
UUUACAGGCAAGCUCCGUAAGCAACUCAUGGUCGACCUUUCGGUGGCCUUUGGUCUGGGUAUCGGCGGUGGCUAUGCAUUCUGGUUUGGCUAUCACAUCCCAGCUGUGCGCAAGCGAGACGCAUACUACGCUAAGCUUGAAUCUCAAGGAACUGGUAGGUUGAUUUGA